Neomonachus schauinslandi (Hawaiian monk seal) is the source of this 625-nucleotide messenger RNA. RefSeq names its product sterile alpha motif domain containing 13 (gene SAMD13). The transcript has 5 exons. The coding region runs from base 1 to 576 and encodes 191 amino acids. The record is from RefSeq and is a predicted model, not a curated record. NCBI's taxonomy places the organism in Eukaryota, Metazoa, Chordata, Mammalia, Carnivora, Phocidae. Gene Ontology annotation, molecular function: protein binding.
AUGCCAGGAUUCCUGACACACCGAAAGUACAAGGGCCCCCGCCCUGUGCGCUCCCUUCCUGACCUCUCCGCUUCCUGGUGGCCCCAGCCCUCGGACCCCCGCCCCGCCCGCCGGCGGAGGACUACAAGUCCCGGCGUGCCGCGCGCCCGCCCGGCCGGCUGCACCAGGGCUGGGCGCGUGGCGGCCGCCGAGCUCUGCGCGGGGGAAAGCCUCCCGGCGCCGGCCGUGCGGGGAGUUGCUGAAGUAAAGGAACCCUGCAGCCUUCCCAUGCUAUCUGUUGACAUGGAAAACAAGGAAAAUGGCUCUGUCGGUGUAAAAAAUUCCAUGGAGAAUGGGAGGCCGCCGGAUCCUGCAGACUGGGCCGUGAUGGAUGUCGUCAACUAUUUUCGAACAGCAGGAUUUGAGGAGCAAGCUAGUGCUUUUCAGGAGCAGGAAAUUGAUGGAAAAUCCCUGCUAUUGAUGACAAGAAAUGACGUGUUGACAGGACUUCAGUUAAAACUGGGGCCUGCUCUGAAAAUCUACGAGUAUCAUGUAAAACCUCUGCAGACAAAGCAUCUAAAGAACAACUCUUCAUAGUACAGUCAAAUUGGGGUCUUAGACCUCAAAAAAUACAUAAUGACAUAAU